AGCGAGCGACAAACCUGGGAUUCUUGGUUGGGGGGGAUAUGAGAAUAGAUUUGUGAGAAUUCCCACUCAUCUCUCCACGCAUAAUGGCUAACAAGAAGAAAGUUAUAGUAACAGGGUUUGAGCCUUUUGGAGAGCACACAGUGAACUCCAGCUGGGUGGCAGUGCAGGAACUAGACCGACUGGGGCUAGGUGAGGCUGUGGACCUUUAUGUGUGUGAGGUGCCUGUUGAAUACCAGGCUGUUCAGAGCCUACUGCCCUCACUAUGGAAGCAACACCAGCCACAGUUAGUGGUCCAUGUCGGUGUUUCUGGGCUAGCCACCACAGUUACUCUGGAGCAGUGUGGCCACAACGAGGGCUACAGACGCCUGGACAACUGCAGCUACUGCCCAGCCUCACAGUGUUGCAUGGAGAAUGGCCCCGACUGCAUAAACUCAGUCCUGGACAUGGAUGCAGUCUGCAGAAAGGUCAAUGAUUCUGGGCUCGGGGUGGUUGUGUCGGUGUCUAAGGAUGCUGGAAGGUAUCUGUGCGACUACACCUACUACACGUCUUUGUAUCUGGGGCAGGGCCGGUCUGCCUUCAUCCACGUGCCUCCACUGGGGAAGCCUUACAGCAGCUGGGAGCUUGGAAAAGCCCUGCAGGCGAUUGUGCGGGAGAUGCUGGAGCUGUUGGAGCUGGAUCGUGCUGAGGAAGAGCACAAGUAUCAUGACCACUGUCAUCACCAGCAUCAACAUCAGCACCAGCACGCCCACUAAUUAUAGACUCACAGCCUUCUUUCUUAAAAUGUGACUCACUCCACCAACAGUUUAAACUAAAUUAGACUAAACUGACCAAAAUGGAUCACCGGCCCACAUGAAAACACAAGUAAUGUUCUAAUGAAUGCGGUUCAAAGGCAAUUAAAAGCAUUUCUCAUUUCUCAUUCUCCUAAAAAUGGUAAGCACCAGUGACUUACAGUGUAAGUUAUGAUGUCCCAAAAAUUUUUCCAUUCGCCCCUUCCAAACCAAGAAGACUAUUUCACUGAUUAGCCUGUGGGAAAUAAUGACAUUAAUUUCAGAGACUUUGCGUAUUUGAAAUACUAAAGUUAUUGAGAAAAGUAGUGUCUCUGGAUUGGAUCCCUUUAAUAGUAGUAUGAAUGGCAAUUUAAAUAUUUGUAAUACAUGUAAAAAAUGUUAAAUGCCCAGCACCAGUCUGUUGUAAACACAUCUUAAUCUUAAAAUGGUGCUUAAGUUAAGCAUUUAAUUGCCGCUAUGUAAGCCAGAAACCUCUUCAGCAUUCGUUUGGUUAGAUAAAAGCAACUGAUAGACAAUAUCAGAGGGCAAGUAGGAUGUGUGUGUAUGUGUGUGUCUGAUGUGCACAAGCAGAAGGCAUCUGUGAAUAUUUGUAAUAUCUUCACAGCACUUACACUUAUACUACAUUCCAUGAGACUCUUAAAAGUCUUUACCGACAACACGUUGCACCAUUUCAAAAUGAGCACUCAUAUGACUGUACUAACCUUGAUGGUAGUAGCUGUAAUAUUUGUGUACAAUUUACACUCUGUGGGAUUUUUUUUCACUUACACUUACAGUUUGCUGUGAAGACCUUUGAAGCCACAUCCUUCCCCAUGCCAGAUAUAUAUGUGUGUGUGGUUUUUCACUAUUUCAACUAGUUCCACAUUUGAUUUCCUAUCUCUUUUCUGCAGUCUGUCAGUCAGUUCCUGUUGAUUAUUAUUGCAUGUGUGAGCUUCAGAGAAAUAUGAUAAAUCUGCAAUGACAGAAUUGAAACUAUGUGAAUGACCUGCCCUUCUAAUCAUGUAUAUAUCUCAGGGAAUUUUUUGCACAUGCAAUCAAUAUUUAUUAUUUAAUGGAAAGAACACUCUGAAUGUCUGUCCUCUGUAUGUCGUGCAAGUUUGCAAGUCAAAGCAAGUUUAAAGUUGUGUGUGACUUAAACACUUUACAUCAGCUCAAGUCUGCAUUUGUCCUGAUUCUAAAAUCCCUUGUGAGAAAAUAAUAUUUGCACAUGUAAUUACAGAAGCAUGUUUUUUUUUUUUAUUGUCCACACUUAGAUGUAAGACCAGUUAAUAUGGUAAUAGUUAAUGUGU
Messenger RNA from Myripristis murdjan (pinecone soldierfish), 2074 nucleotides. Its product is annotated as pyroglutamyl-peptidase 1-like. Gene Ontology annotation, molecular function: pyroglutamyl-peptidase activity. The record is from RefSeq and is a predicted model, not a curated record. Lineage: Eukaryota; Metazoa; Chordata; Actinopteri; Holocentriformes; Holocentridae. The coding region runs from base 84 to 752 and encodes 222 amino acids. Gene Ontology annotation, biological process: proteolysis. The transcript has 5 exons. Gene Ontology annotation, cellular component: cytosol.